CGCUCCGCUUUUGACCUAGCAGAUUCGUCGCUUCGUCUUCAGUCGCGGCGGCGCCGGUUCGUGUCGAAAAUUCUGUUCUCGGUUUGGUUGUCAUAUCAAGCAGCUGAUGCGCGUCGCGGGAGCGACUCAAGCACGCGGGAGGCGACGUGGAACCUGCUUCUCGCCGACUUCCGGGUGAACGCCGCCGCCGGCAGCUGCAGAGGAGGAGGACUGCCGGGAAGCUGAGCGGCAAACAGCCCGGGAAAGCUUUACCGCCAUGGGUGGCUUUUUUUCAACAAUCUUUUCCAGUUUGUUUGGUACACGGGAGAUGAGAAUUUUAAUUUUGGGGUUAGAUGGUGCAGGAAAGACCACAAUUCUAUACAGGUUACAAGUUGGUGAAGUUGUAACUACCAUUCCUACAAUUGGUUUUAAUGUUGAAACAGUCACCUACAAGAAUCUAAAGUUUCAAGUCUGGGACUUAGGAGGACAGACUAGCAUCAGACCAUAUUGGCGAUGUUACUAUUCCAAUACUGAUGCAGUUAUCUAUGUAGUAGACAGCUGUGAUAGAGACAGAAUUGGAAUUUCAAAAUCUGAGCUUGUUGCCAUGUUGGAGGAAGAAGAAUUAAAGAAAGCCAUUUUAGUGGUAUUUGCAAAUAAACAAGAUAUGGAACAAGCCAUGACUCCUACGGAAAUGGCAAAUGCGCUUGGACUCCCAGCUCUAAAAGACAGAAAAUGGCAGAUAUUCAAAACAUCUGCAACAAAAGGCACUGGGCUUGAUGAGGCUAUGGAGUGGCUGGUUGAGACCUUGAAGAGCAGACAGUGAAACAGACUUGAAGUUUUCUUCAUUGAUUAUGUGAAUAAAUGCAAUGCUGUAAAUAGGAUUGAGAUUAUCUUUUGAAAAAAUGGUGUUCCUGUGCAAUCAUUCUGAAAGUUUGCAUAUUAUAUAUACUUCAUAUCUUGUGUAAGUUACGUAACAUCAAUUUUUAUGAUACUCAAUACUGAAUAUUGGCUAGAAAAAUUGGAAUAAAUCUUUAUUUUAAGUGUCUGAAACUAUUUAACACUAAUAAAUAUUUAACUGUCUACA
Messenger RNA from Ahaetulla prasina, 1063 nucleotides. It is a transcript of the gene ARL1, whose product is annotated as ADP ribosylation factor like GTPase 1. Gene Ontology annotation, molecular function: GTPase activity; GTP binding. NCBI's taxonomy places the organism in Eukaryota, Metazoa, Chordata, Lepidosauria, Squamata, Colubridae. Gene Ontology annotation, cellular component: Golgi apparatus; cytoplasm. The coding region runs from base 257 to 802 and encodes 181 amino acids. The transcript has 6 exons. The record is from RefSeq and is a predicted model, not a curated record. Gene Ontology annotation, biological process: intracellular protein transport; vesicle-mediated transport.